This is a messenger RNA of Procambarus clarkii (red swamp crayfish), 1506 nucleotides long. The record is from RefSeq and is a predicted model, not a curated record. NCBI's taxonomy places the organism in Eukaryota, Metazoa, Arthropoda, Malacostraca, Decapoda, Cambaridae.
AUGUCCGGUCACUGUGUCCUGGUGCAGCAGGUCGGGGUCACUGUGUCCUGGUGCAGCAGGUCGGGGUCACUGUGUCCUGGUGCAGCAGGUCGGGGUCACUGUGCCCUGGUGCAGCUGGUCGGGGUCACUGUGCCCUGGUGCAGCUGGUCGGGGUCACUGUGCCCUGGUGCAGCUGGUCGGGGUCACUGUGCCCUGGUGCAGCAGGUCGGGGUCACUGUGUCCUGGUGCAGCUGGUCGGGGUCACUGUGCCCUGGUGCAGCUGGUCGGGGUCACUGUGUCCUGGUGCAGCUGGUCGGGGUCACUGUGCCCUGGUGCAGCUGGUCGGGGUCACUGUGCCCUGGUGCAGCUGGUCGGGGUCACUGUGCCCUGGUGCAGCUGGUCGGGGUCACUGUGCCCUGGUGCAGCAGGUCGGGGUCACUGUGCCCUGGUGCAGCUGGUCGGGGUCACUGUGCCCUGGUGCAGCAGGUCGGGGUCACUGUGUCCUGGUGCAGCUGGUCGGGGUCACUGUGUCCUGGUGCAGCUGGUCGGGGUCACUGUGCCCUGGUGCAGCUGGUCGGGGUCACUGUGCCCUGGUGCAGCUGGUCGGGGUCACUGUGCCCUGGUGCAGCUGGUCGGGGUCACUGUGCCCUGGUGCAGCUGGUCGGGGUCACUGUGCCCUGGUGCAGCUGGUCGGGGUCACUGUGCCCUGGUGCAGCUGGUCGGGGUCACUGUGUCCUGGUGCAGCUGGUCGGGGUCACUGUGCCCUGGUGCAGCUGGUCGGGGUCACUGUGCCCUGGUGCAGCAGGUCGGGGUCACUGUGCCCUGGUGCAGCAGGUCGGGGUCACUGUGUCCUGGUGCAGCUGGUCGGGGUCACUGUGCCCUAAUGCAGCUGGUCGGGGUCACUGUGCCCUGGUGCAGCAGGUCGGGGUCACUGUGCCCUGGUGCAGCAGGUCGGGGUCACUGUGCCCUGGUGCAGCAGGUCGGGGUCACUGUGUCCUGGUGCAGCUGGUCGGGGUCACUGUGCCCUGGUGCAGCAGGUCGGGGUCACUGUGUCCUGGUGCAGCAGGUCGGGGUCACUGUGCCCUGGUGCAGCAGGUCGGGGUCACUGUGUCCUGGUGCAGCAGGUCGGGGUCACUGUGCCCUGGUGCAGCAGGUCGGGGUCACUGUGUCCUGGUGCAGCAGGUCGGGGUCACUGUGUCCUGGUGCAGCUGGUCGGGGUCACUGUGCCCUGGUGCAGCAGGUCGGGGUCACUGUGUCCUGGUGCAGCAGGUCGGGGUCACUGUGCCCUGGUGCAGCAGGUCGGGGUCACUGUGUCCUGGUGCAGCUGGUCGGGGUCACUGUGUCCUGGUGCAGCAGGUCGGGGUCACUGUGCCCUGGUGCAGCUGGUCGGGGUCACUGUGUCCUGGUGCAGCAGGUCGGGGUCACUGUGCCCUGGUGCAGCUGGUCGGGGUCACUGUGUCCUGGUGCAGCAGGUCGGGGUCACUGUGCCCUGGUGCAAGUGAGGUCACCCCCGACUUUGUGAUGUAG